Messenger RNA from Eucalyptus grandis, 2086 nucleotides. RefSeq names its product cytochrome P450 CYP749A22. Lineage: Eukaryota; Viridiplantae; Streptophyta; Magnoliopsida; Myrtales; Myrtaceae. The record is from RefSeq and is a predicted model, not a curated record. The coding region runs from base 54 to 1799 and encodes 581 amino acids. The transcript is spliced from 5 exons. Gene Ontology annotation, molecular function: iron ion binding; monooxygenase activity; oxidoreductase activity, acting on paired donors, with incorporation or reduction of molecular oxygen.
UGUGUUUUAAUUAUUCAGUCGCUAUCCCAAGUUUUCUUCGAAAUGGAGCCAAAAUGUCGAACCAAAAUGACCUUUCCAACAUCCUUCGAACAAAGUUUAUCAUUUUCUGGCCAUGUCAUCGUCCGGCUCAUCGAUUCCUCCGAAAGAAACAACAAAUGCCAAAUCCAAUCAAACAUUUUUACUUCAUAAGAAUACCCUUUAUUGUUAUUUUCCCGGUUGCCAUUUCCUUUCUUCUUUGCUCCCCAGAAAGAGCCAUGCAAUUAGUCAUCUUCUUGAGCUCUCUGUUUCUGUUUCUUGUUCUCUGGUCUCUAGCCAAGUUAUUGCACAAGCUAUGGUGGAACCCGCUCAGAAUACAGAGGAUGAUGGCCCAACAGGGAAUCACCGGCCCUCCCUACAGGUUCCUCCAUGGAAGCACCAAGGAAACAAUCAAGAUGCAUAUGGAAGCCAGGAACACACCCAUGAGCAAUCUCUCUCACGACAUAUUCCCCAAGAUUCAGCCUCAAAUCAACAAAUGGAUAGGCACAUAUGGGAGAAAUUACUUGAGUUGGCUCGGACCUCAAGCUCAGCUAGUCAUCACAGAGCCAGAGCUGGUUAAGGAGGUGCUGCUCAAUAGAGAUAAAACAUACCCGAAAACAGGAAACAGGGGCUUCCCCAAGAAGCUUCUAGGAGAUGGGCUCGCGAGCACACCAGGUGGCGAGAAAUGGGCGAAGAAGCGCAAACUUGCCAACCGUGCUUUCCAUGGGGAAAGUUUGAAGAAUAUGGCACCGGCAAUGGUGGACAGUGUUCACACAAUGCUAGAAAAAUGGAAGAAUCAAGAAGGGAAAGAGAUCGAGGUGUUCCGAGACUUCAAGGUAUUCACAUCUGAAGUGAUUUCAAGAACUGCGUUUGGAAGCAGCUACAUCGAAGGAAGGAAUAUUUUUCAGAUGUUGACAGGAUUGGCUUUGUUAACAUCCAGAAAUGCUUUCACUAUAAGGUUACCAGGACUAAGUAAGCUUUGGAAGACGGUGGAUGAAGUCGAAGCGGAGAAACUUGAGAAAGGCAUAUGCGAUUCCAUUGUGCAAAUGAUAAAGAGAAGAGAGAAGAAGGUGAUGGCUGGUGAAGUAGAUGGCUUUGGGAAUGAUUUCUUAGGACAACUUGUGAAGGCUUUGCACGAUGCAGACAAGAGCAAAAAAAUCACAAUCGAUAAUCUGGUGGAUGAGUGCAAGACAUUCUAUGUUGCCGGACACGAAACUGCCAAUUCACUGAUGACAUGGAUGUUAUUCCUCCUAGCGAUUUAUCCAGAGUGGCAAGAGGAAGCAAGAAUGGAGGUUCUUAAUGUAUUUGGGAAUAAAGACCCUAAUUUUGAUGGACUUGGAAAACUAAAGAAGAUUAGCAUGAUCAUAAAUGAAACUCUGCGGUUGUACCCCCCUGUAAAUGGUUUGACUCGAAAAGUUGGCAAGAAACAGAGGUUAGGGAGGCUUGCUCUUCCUGCUGAUACUCAAAUCUUUGUACCAAUUCCUAAGCUUCACAGUGACCCUGAAAUCUGGGGGGAAGAUGUGCAUCAAUUCAAACCAGAGCGAUUCUCAGAAGGUGUAGCUAAAGCUACCAACAACAAUGCGGUUGUGUUCAUCCCGUUCGGCUUUGGACCUCGAUCUUGCGUCGGGAUGAGCUUCGUGAUGACUGAAGCGAAAGUCGCCCUUUCGAUGAUUCUCCAACGCUACACCUUUGAGUUGUCCCCAGCGUAUAUCCAUUGCCCAGUUCACAUCAUCAUUAACCAACCGCAACAUGGACUUCAAAUCAGAUUUCAUCCUCUGCAGUAGUUCAUCAACAUAUGAUGUUCAGUUGCAAAUGUGCAUAAAUGCCUCCACAGAGCAAUUUGACAAUGGCAUGUGAAUUCUUGGUUCCAGAGGCUUGUGUUAUGUAUAAAGGAAUAAAGAACAUCUUUCUCUUAAUAUGCAUAGUAUUUUCUCAGUAUAUAAUGUAUAUGGUAUGCCAAGACUCUUCAUGAUGUAAAAUCUUGUGUCCUAGUUCUUGCAAGUCGUCAUUUUUUAGGCAUGUACCUCCUAUAUGUGUGGUUCUGUGUGGUCGAACAUUUAUUGAACAAAGC